Penicillium coprophilum is the source of this 1764-nucleotide messenger RNA. RefSeq lists its product as uncharacterized. Bases 1 to 1764 code for a protein of 587 amino acids. The transcript has a single exon. NCBI's taxonomy places the organism in Eukaryota, Fungi, Ascomycota, Eurotiomycetes, Eurotiales, Aspergillaceae. The record is from RefSeq and is a predicted model, not a curated record.
AUGUUACCUCCUCGAAGUGCCGUCGGUCGAAUAUCGAGUCACAUGCGAGCGACUCAUCUACCUCGGAUAUCCUGUACCAACGUUCAUCUUCGACCAUUCACCCAUCGCACGCGCCUACUACUUCUUUCUCCGGCGCUGGGUCGUCCCCAAUUGCCCUUCCUAUCACCACUUGCGCCGACCCGUCCACUCCCGCCGCUAUCAAUCCAUCUCCGCCAGCAUUUCGGUCGCUUAAUAUCUACGGAGAGCCGGGAGCAUUACAAGCGAAGGGUAUCCCGAGGCGUCAAGAUUGGCCUAUCGGUGUCCGUCAUCCUCGUCUUAUUCUCCGCAAUACAGCUCGGUGUUUACCAAGAAGACAUCGAACAUAUUUGGCCCACCCCACCGGAAUGGUCUUGGAAAAGCCGCUGGUGUCUGCGAUCCGCGCAGGCACUGCAAAAUCCGGAGCAAAUCGGCAAGCUGAUGACGAAUUGGCCCAUGGUCGCUGGGUAUCUUCGUGAGCUGCUGGAGCGUCUGGAGAACCUAGAGGGUGAAGGCAAAGGCCUUGUCGAACAAGAUGAGGGUGGGUUCCUGGUUGAAGGCGUCGGCCGUACUGGGUUCGAUGUCUCCGCAAAGAGUGAGCCUUGGCGCCGCGGAUACUUCCAAGCCUUGAUGGGUGCUGCUAAGGCUGCUGAGAACCUGGACGGCUGGCUGACAGAUCGAAAGCAGAAGAUAUCUGCGCCUGCGGAGUAUGUUGUUGGACCCUCAAACCCUCGACCAAAGCCCAUGCCCGCCGGCCAGAAGAAGGUACCGCGGGAAGAAGAUUGCGAGCAGGCGUCUCCGUCUCCGGAGCGUUUCUAUAUGAAGGUUUUGACAACCAAGGGAUUUGACACAAGGCAGAAACUUGAUGCUGCCUUGGCCUAUGCUGAUUGGCUUGAUUUUAAAGGCUUGGGGCACACGGCGGGUGAUAUGUAUACAUGGGCCUUAGACAUUGCUGCAAGUGGGCUGGAAGGAGAUGCUGGAAAGUUUGUGGAUUUGAAAAACGGGUUUUUAAAAGAUAAUAGCGGAAAGCUACCUUCAGAGAACAUCCUCCGGGUCUCCACAGCCCUCGCCGUCCACAACGCUCGUCAAGGCAACCUUCCAACAGCUUUGUCCCUCUUCACAUCGAUUCUCAAAGCCCGGCGCAGCCUCCCUUUGUCGUCAGACUCCGAUAUACCCCUCUCUGUUCCAACUAUGCCUAGAUCUAACAAUGACCCGUUCGCUUCCCUCUUCAACUCGCUCAGGAAUGUCCUCAUCCCCGUGGAAUACCCAGCUCCUCUCCCAUCGGGCGACGAACCUCCACGCCGCACCACAGCAUCCGCCUGCGAAGAAGCAGGAUUGAUGACCUACAUUGGCGAGAUCUUGUAUGCCUCCUCGUCAAAGGAAUCUGGCCUUGCCUGGACGCGCGACGCAGUCGACAUGGCCGAGUCCACGAUGCUUGACCUCGGAAAUUCAGCUGAUCGCACUGCUAGAGCUCGCUGCGCACAGUGCCUGAAAGUUGGGCUGGAGAAUUGGAAAACCAUGGUCUCCUCAUUUGUAACCCGUGCUCGACAAGAGGAGCAAGAGAGCAGGGAUCAGGCCAAGGGUGCUUGGUUUGGUGGUGAGCGCCGCGCAGAGGCGAAGUGUCUUGAUCGUCGGCGUUGGGAGGCUGAAAAUGCUAUUCUUGAGGAUCGGAUUCGUCGUCUCUUCCCUCUCCUCGAAGGUGAGUCUGGCCUGGAUCUCCUCGCUCCAAAUAGUUCUUUGUUUGUAUAG